CCCCAAUCCUCACCGUCAGAACUCCACCAAUUUUUUGUUUCUUUUUGCUUCACCGACCUGGAUCAGAAACAACACUGAGUUGCUCCCCUCAGAGAAAUUUCCUGCGAGUCGCUUCCGGAUUCCGGCAGAGGAUCGUACCGGCCGACGAAAAGAACCAGCGAACCAGCGGUGAGACGUUAGCCGGAGCGCCAGACACCGGACACUGUUGCUGGAAACAGCAGGAAGAACGAUUCUAGAGCGCCAUAAAAGAGAAGGGGCGACGAAGGGCAGAAGGAAUUCGUCGAGAUUGGCAACAAUGGCGUCGAGGGAGAGGGAGAGGGAUCUGGAGCGGCUAAUACCCGUUCCGCCCAAACAGAUUCAGGAGAGCAUCAGCACCAAUGGUGGCUCCAAUUCCUCUGCCUCCGCCGCCCCCUCCGCCAUCAUCUCUCAUAGCUCCGGCAAAGAGGCAUUUUCAAAGCUAAUCCGUAGCUGGGCAUGGAAGAAAUUCAUCACAGGAAGUGUAAUUUUGCUGCCAAUAGCCAUAACAUUCUGUGUUACAUGGUGGUUUAUCCGAUUCGUCGAUAGUUUCUUCUCUCCCAUCUAUGCUCUACUCGGAAUCAAUGUAUUUGGGCUUGGAUUUGUGACCUCCCUCACAUUCAUAUUCCUAGUCGGCGUGUUCAUGUCGUCGUGGCUGGGCGCUUCUGUUCUCAGCUUGGGGGAGUGGUUCAUCAACAAAAUGCCCUUCGUCAGCUACAUCUACUCUGCUUCUAAACAAAUCAGCGCAGCCAUCUCGUCAGAUCAGAAGUCCAAUGCGUUCAAGGAGGUAGCCAUCAUCAGGCAUCCGCGUAACGGUGAGUACGCGUUCGGGUUCAUUACUUCGACGGUGCUCCUGCGUGGGAACUUGGGUACAGAGGAGCUCUGCUGCGUCUAUGUGCCAACGAACCACCUUUACCUUGGGGAUAUAUACCUGGUCAGCUCUAAAGAUGUCAUGAGGCCUAAUUUGUCAGUGCGGGAAGGAAUUGAAAUAGUGAUCUCGGGAGGGAUGUCGAUACCGGAAAUAAUCACGACAUUGGAAGAAGCGCAAGUGAAUGAUGAUGCAGCUAGGCUGGGGAAGUAUGGAGUGCCACAGGUGUAGAUUUUGCACUUUGGAACUUAUAUGCUUCUAUUCUCUUGUCCACUUUAAGAAAGGAACUGCCAGAGCUCCGCAAGGUAGAAGCUGGUUGCCAUGUCCAUUGACUAUCUGUGACGGAGUAUGAGAGUCAUUGGGUAACGGAGGGAAGGAAGUAUAUUGUGUUGCAAAAAUGGGGGAAGAGACAGCGGCGUUGGAUCAUUGGACGGAUUGAAGAACAGUUGCAACUAUGUGUAUCUAUGGGGGUGAAAGUGGCAGAUUAAGAAGCAAAUGAAAGGUGCUGAGAUGUAUAUUAUUGUUCCUUUCACCGAACUGUGAGAAAUGAGAUUAGGAGUAAUUGGUGUUUGUUGAUGGAUGCAUUAAAUGGGGAAACGAUUGCACAGACUUAUUCUGUAAGACAGAUCUCCAGCUGGGUUAAGAAUUGCUGAGCUGAGCUAGUCAAAAGAUUAUUUAUUGAAAAACGGUUUAAAUAUGGGUCAGGAGAUGGAAUGGGAACAAAAGGGAAAAUGGAUGAAUAUCUCUAUCAUCCAAAAGACGAACAUACAUUUAAGCUUUAGCAAUAUCAAUAUGACAGGCACAUCUAAUUUAAAUAAUCUUAGGUGAUAAUCUCACUAUCAGUUCCAUUGUCGUCCAGCGGUUAGGAUAUCUGGCUUUCACCCAGGAGACCCGGGUUCGAUUCCCGGCAAUGGAAUCUUUUUGCUCUGACACAUCUAUUCCCUUGUUGUGAUUAACAAUUU
Linum tenue is the source of this 1845-nucleotide messenger RNA. The record is from the annotation of a GenBank genome assembly. Lineage: Eukaryota; Viridiplantae; Streptophyta; Magnoliopsida; Malpighiales; Linaceae.